Spodoptera littoralis (African cotton leafworm) is the source of this 534-nucleotide messenger RNA. The record is from the annotation of a GenBank genome assembly. Lineage: Eukaryota; Metazoa; Arthropoda; Insecta; Lepidoptera; Noctuidae.
AUGAACACCGAAAAGCUAAAGAAGUUGCAGUCGCAGGUGCGCAUCGGCGGUAAGGGCACUCCGAGACGCAAGAAAAAGGUUGUUCAUGUUACCGCGGCGACAGAUGACAAGAAAUUGCAGUCAUCGCUCAAAAAAUUGUCAGUAAACACUAUCCCUGGCAUCGAGGAGGUGAAUAUGAUAAAAGAUGACGGAACAGUGAUACACUUCAACAACCCGAAAGCGCAGGCAUCCCUCGCGGCCAACACUUUCGCUAUUACUGGUCAUGGAGAGAACAAGCAGAUCGCCGAGAUGCUCCCCGGCAUCCUCAGUCAGCUCGGCCCCGAAGGCCUGAACCAGCUGAAGAGGUUGGCGUCGAGCGUCGCCGCGCCUAAACCACUCGACGAGGACGAUGAGGUCCCUAACCUAGUCGGCAACUUCGACGACGCAUCGAAGCAGGAGGCCAAGGAAGUCAUCACGAACGAGAAAGAGAAGGAAAAAGAAAAGGAAAAGAAACCCGAAUCAGAAACCAAAGCUGCAGAUAAAAAAACCGAUUAA